Echinops telfairi (small Madagascar hedgehog) is the source of this 4573-nucleotide messenger RNA. RefSeq names its product desmoglein 4 (gene DSG4). Gene Ontology annotation, molecular function: calcium ion binding. Gene Ontology annotation, biological process: homophilic cell-cell adhesion. The transcript has 16 exons. The record is from RefSeq and is a predicted model, not a curated record. Lineage: Eukaryota; Metazoa; Chordata; Mammalia; Afrosoricida; Tenrecidae. Gene Ontology annotation, cellular component: plasma membrane; desmosome.
AUGGCUGAAUCAAAAUUACAGGUACAAGAGUUCAACGGACCUGAUCAUAUGGAAGAUUAUUUCUUGGUCUUCUUCAAAGGAGCAGAUAUAAAUAAUAAUAUAAAGCUAAUUCUGUGCUUUCUUUAACAGGUGGUGCUGGAAGUUAACAGUGAAUUUAUUGUUGAGGUGAAAGAAUUAGACAUGGAAAAUGGUACAACCACAUGGCAAACUGUCAGAAGACAAAAAAGGGAGUGGAUCAAGUUUGCUGCAGCUUGUAGAGAAGGAGAAGACAACUCAAAGAGGAAUCCAAUUGCCAAAAUUCGAUCAGACUGUGAAGUGAACCAGAAGAUUACAUAUCGCAUCUCUGGGGUGGGCAUCGACCGACCACCUUAUGGAGUAUUCACCAUUAAUCCGCGGACUGGGGAAAUUAACAUCACUUCAGUGGUGGAUAGAGAGAUAACUCCAAUUUUUUUGAUCUACUGCCGGGCUUUAAAUUCACGGGGUGAAGACUUAGAAAGACCUCUUGAACUUAGAGUCAAAGUGAUGGACAUAAAUGACAAUCCACCAGUCUUUACCCAAAAUGUCUACACAGCCAGUAUUGAAGAAAACUGCGAUGCGAACACACUGGUAGUAAAGUUAAGCGCCACAGAUGCAGAUGAAGACAACCACCUGAAUUCUAAAAUCGCCUACAAGAUCAUCUCGCAGGAGCCUGCAGGGGCACCCAUGUUCAUUCUGAACAGAUACACGGGAGAAGUCCGCACGAUGUCCAGUUUUCUUGACAGAGAGGAACACAGCAUGUAUACUCUCUUUGUGAGUGGAUCAGAUCGGGAUGGUGCCCCAGAUGGGUUGUCUGCCAACUGUGACUGUCGAAUCAAGGUUUUAGACGUCAACGAUAAUUUCCCCACCUUGGAGAAAACGGCAUACUCAGCAAGUAUUGAAGAAAACUGUUUAAAUUCAGAACUGAUGCGAUUGAAAGCAAUUGAUCUGGAUGAAGAAGGCACUGCCAAUUGGUUGGCAGAAUAUUUAAUUCUCUCUGGAAAUGAUGGAAAUUGGUUCGAUAUUCAAACAGACCCACAAACUAAUGAAGGCAUUUUGAAAGUUGUCAAGAUGCUGGAUUAUGAACAAAUGCCCAAUAUUCAGCUCAGUAUCGGGGUUAAAAACCAGGCUGAAUUUCACCACUCAGUGGCCUCUCAGUUCCGAAUGCACUCUACUCCUGUGCGGAUUCAGGUUGUUAAUGUCAGAGAAGGGCCCACAUUCCAUCCAAGCUCCAUGACCUUCAGUGUGCGAGAAGGAUUAAGGGGAGACUCCUUACUGAAUUAUGUGCUUGGCACAUACACCGCUGUGGACUUGGACACAGGAAACCCAGCAACGAAUGUCAGAUAUAUCAUAGGACAUGAUGCAGGCAGCUGGUUAAAAGUUGAUUCAAGGACUGGUGAAAUACAAUUUUCUAGGGAAUUGGACAAGAAAUCAAAAUAUGUUACCAAUGGAAUAUACACAGCAGAAAUCCUGGCUAUCGAUGAUGGCUCUGGAAAAACAGCCACAGGAACCAUAUGCAUUGAGAUUCCUGAUGUCAGUGACUACUGUCCGGUCGUUUUUACUGAAGGCAGGACCAUCUGCAUUGCCUCACCAUCAAUCCUUAUCUCGGCAAGAGGUAUUAACGACAAUGCGUAUGGGGCUCCCUUUACUUUCUGUGUUGUGGAUGAGCCGCCAGGGACCGCGGACUUAUGGGAUGCCAGAACCAUCAAUGGGACCUCCGCAAUCCUUACAGCCAAGCAACCUUUGUUUCCGGGCUCUUACCAAAUCCCCAUCUUAGUGACGGACAGCUUCAACCGAGCGUGUGAACUGCCGCAGAUCGUGCACUUAGAUGCCUGCGACUGUGACAGCGACCACACGUGCCUGUACUAUAGUACCACCAGCAUAUACACGGGGGACGUCGUCUCUGCUACUAGUGACGGAGGAGAUGGCUUUGUCACCGGUGACCGACUCGGGGAAUCGAACGUCAGGCUGGGCCCCGGGGGGAUCGCCAUGAUUGUGCUGAGCCUCUUAAUGCUGCUCCUGGCACCCCUCUUGCUGCUCAUAUGCUGCUGCAAACGAAGACAGCCCGAAGGGCUGGGGACCAGGUUUGCACCUGUGCCGGAAGGGGGAGAAGGAGUGAUACAGUCUUGGAGGAUCGAAGGGGCGCAUCCUGAGGACCGGGAUGUCUCAAAUAUAUGUGUACCAGUGACAGCCUCUAAUACCCAGGAUCGGAUAGAUUCUUCUGAAAUCUACACGAACACCUAUGCAGGCGGGGCAAUCGCUGAAGGAGGUGCAUCCGGCGUGGAGCUCAACUCCGCUCUGGGAACAGCUGCGGGCCUUGUAGCGCCGGGGGCUGCGGGGGCUACAAGGAGGCGGAGUUCAACGAUAGGAACCCUGCGGGAAUAUGCCGAGUCAGGCGUGAGCAUGGCUUUUUUGGACAGCUAUUUCUCCGAGAAAGCAUAUGCUUAUGCGGAUGAAGAUGAAGGUCGACCAGCAAAUGACUGCUUGCUCAUUUAUGACCACGAGGGAGUAGGCUCUCCUGUGGGCUCCAUUGGUUGUUGCAGUUGGAUUGUGGAUGACUUAGAUGAGAGUUGCAUGGAAACUUUAGAUCCAAAAUUCAGGACCCUUGCUGAAAUCUGCUUAGACACAGAGAUUGAGCCAUUUCCUUCCCACUUGGCCUGUAUACCUAUCAAUACUGACCUCCCUUUGAUUGGCCCUAACUACUUUGUUAAUGAAUCUUCAGGAAAGACUCUUUCAGAGGCUGAGUUCCAGGCAGAAAUGGCAAUGCCUGACCCCAUAGCUCAUGGGGACAUUAUAGUAACUGAGACUUACACUACUGCCGAUCAGUGUGUUCCGCCCACUACAAUUGUUUUUGAUCCUCAGCUUCCACCCAAUGUUGUCGUAACUGAAACAGUAAUGGCACCCGUCUAUGAUGUUCAGGGGAAUAUUUGCAUACCCGCUGAGUUGACCAACACACACAAUGUAAUCUAUACUGAGAGGGUGCUGUCCAGUCCUGGUGUGCCUGCUAUGAGCACCGGUAGUAUGGCUGAUGGUUGUUUGGGGCCAUUGAUGAGUGGUAGCAUUUUGCUAGGGCCUGAAAUUCAAGUGGUGACUCCAGAUGUUCGUAUAACCCAAACCACUGGUUCUACAUCCCCAGUGACCUCUCAACGUAGGGUCACACAAUACAGCAACAUACAUUACACCCCACAGUAAGUGCUUUAUGAUCAGCAUUCUAUAUGGAGAUCUUUUAUCCAGUAAUCACAAACAUACAUCAAAGAUGCAUAAUGAUUGUGCCACACUUAACACAUUAAUAGUCGAUAAACCCUCUAGGUUCAACCCUGCUCUUUAUCAUGCCUUUUUGGAAGGUUAAUAUGACAGUAUUUUAAAACAGUCUAUUUUAAUUUUUUCUAAUUUUGCAUCAUAUGCCAAAAAGUUUUAAGAAAAAUAUGGUACAUCCUUUGACAUUCUGCCUAAUAGCACACAAUUCGUGGGGAACCUUGAGGUCCAUAAAAUGAGCCAUAUAAACCGUUGUGACUUUAUGCUUGAAGGUUUAGAAAAACCAACAUUCUCUUCAUUUACAAGUUAUACUUAUCUUUAAAGAGGCAUUUCUAGUAAAAAUGUUUAAUUGAAAACGAAUGAAAUGUUCAUUUCUAAAAGAAGAUGACACUCCAAUCAAUAGAGGCAUUGAUCUCUUUUUAAAGUUUCUCAAAAUAUGCAAUACUUAUGGAAAAGAGUUUAUCAGCUGAAUUCAUCUCUGGAAAUGUUCCAUCCAAAGGAAUGAUAUAUUAUAUAUGCACAUAUGCAUAUAAAUCAAUAUGGAUGAGUUUUUAUUGCAUUUUAUUGUGUUAUAUCAUUAAAUGUAAAUUAAUUUAGAAUAGAAAAAAAAUUACAUGACAACCCUCUAGCAGGAACAGCUCUUGAGGGAAGAAUUGGAGUUUUUCUCCCUUACAGGGGAUUUUUCCCAUACUCAUGCUAAUUAUGCCAGAUAUAUAUGAUAUAUGGUUGAAUCCCUUUCAUUGUCCUGAGUCACUGAACUUUCCUUUAGCAAGCAGAUAAUUCCCAAAUGCUAUUCUAUAUUUAUUCACAUGUUCAACAAAUAUUUAGUUAGAAGCUCCUAUUUAAUAAGUGCUGGCCUCGGCCCUGUGACUUUAUAGGUGAAGAAUACAGGAUUCCUGACUACAUAGACCUUUUAUUUCUGUUCUGUACCUGAAACGAGACUUUGGGGGUGAUAGCUUCAAGUUCCUACCAAGAAAAAACAACAAAAUAUGCGGUUCAUUAGCAAAGAUUCUUUUUCUAAUGUUACUAUUUCUGUUGAGUGAAUGAGAUGAAAAUCUGCACGUAGAUUUCUUAUUUUUAGUAGGCACAAGGCUGGCUUGAAAUAAAUUCUAGCAAGAGUUUUAUUUAUUUCUGUAAAAUAUGUAAACUAUAUAGCAGUAACUAUAAUGUCCUAGUAGGGAAAUGUAAAUGAAAUAAAUAUGUCAGGGCUCCAUUCUUUUGGAAAGAAAUAAUUGUGCUGUUUCUGCUUAUUUUAUUUUGUUCCUUUAUGAAUAAAACUACCAUAGAAUUUGAGGCAUCUCAA